CGCCUGCGUAGAUCUCUUCAAAGCAGAAGGUCGCGCUUGGAGGAAGUGGCGGCUUUGGGUCCCGUGGCCGUAGCGCCGUUAGUUCUUUUCUGUAGCUCCACUCGGCCGCUUGCCGAGCCACCCUGCCGCCAAGAUGCCUCGAAUUAUGAUCAAGGGGGGCGUGUGGAGGAAUACUGAGGAUGAAAUCCUGAAGGCAGCGGUAAUGAAAUAUGGGAAAAACCAGUGGUCUAGGAUUGCCUCACUGCUGCAUAGAAAAUCAGCAAAGCAGUGUAAAGCCAGAUGGUAUGAGUGGCUGGAUCCAAGUAUUAAGAAAACAGAAUGGUCCAGAGAAGAAGAGGAAAAACUCUUGCACUUGGCCAAGUUGAUGCCAACUCAGUGGAGGACCAUUGCUCCAAUCAUUGGAAGAACAGCUGCCCAGUGUUUGGAACACUAUGAAUUUCUUCUGGAUAAAGCUGCCCAAAGAGACAAUGAAGAGGAAACAACGGAUGAUCCACGAAAACUUAAACCUGGAGAAAUAGAUCCAAAUCCAGAAACAAAACCAGCACGGCCUGAUCCAAUUGAUAUGGAUGAGGAUGAACUUGAGAUGCUUUCUGAGGCUAGAGCCCGCCUGGCUAAUACUCAGGGAAAGAAAGCCAAGAGGAAAGCGAGAGAGAAACAGUUGGAAGAAGCAAGGCGUCUUGCUGCCCUUCAAAAGAGAAGAGAACUUCGAGCAGCUGGCAUAGAAAUUCAGAAGAAAAGAAAAAAGAAGAGAGGAGUUGAUUAUAAUGCUGAAAUUCCAUUUGAAAAAAAGCCUGCUCUUGGUUUCUAUGAUACUUCUGAGGAAAACUACCAGGCUCUUGAUGCAGAUUUCAGAAAGUUAAGACAACAGGAUCUUGAUGGGGAGCUAAGAUCUGAAAAAGAAGGAAGAGAUAGAAAAAAAGACAAGCAGCAUUUGAAAAGGAAGAAAGAAUCUGACUUACCAUCAGCUAUUCUUCAAACUAGUGGUGUUUCUGAAUUUACUAAAAAGAGGAGCAAACUAGUACUUCCUGCCCCUCAGAUUUCAGAUGCAGAACUCCAGGAAGUUGUAAAAGUAGGCCAAGCAAGUGAAAUUGCACGUCAGACUGCCGAGGAAUCUGGCAUAACAAACUCUGCUUCUAGUACCCUCUUGUCUGAAUACAAUGUCACCAACAACAGCAUCGCUCUGAGAACACCGCGGACGCCAGCUUCCCAGGACAGAAUUCUGCAGGAAGCCCAAAACCUAAUGGCCCUGACCAACGUGGACACCCCGUUGAAAGGCGGACUUAAUACUCCUUUGCACGAGAGCGACUUCUCAGGUGUGACUCCACAACGGCAGGUUGUACAGACUCCAAACACAGUUCUUUCUACCCCGUUCAGGACUCCUUCUCAUGGAUCUGAAGGGCUGACUCCACGAAGUGGGACAACUCCCAAACCAGUUGUUAACUCCACCCCGGGUAGAACUCCUCUUCGAGACAAGUUGAACAUUAAUCCUGAGGAUGGAAUGGCAGACUACAGUGAUCCCUCUUAUGUGAAGCAGAUGGAAAGAGAAUCUCGUGAACACCUCCGUUUAGGGUUGUUGGGCCUUCCUGCCCCUAAGAAUGACUUUGAAAUUGUUCUACCAGAAAAUGCUGAGAAGGAACUGGAAGACCGUGAAGUAGAUGAUACUUACAUUGAAGAUGCUGCUGAUGUGGAUGCACGAAAGCAGGCCAUGCGAGAUGCAGAGCGUGUAAAGGAAAUGAAACGAAUGCACAAAGCUGUCCAGAAAGAUCUGCCAAGACCAUCAGAAGUAAAUGAAACUAUUCUAAGACCCUUAAAUGUAGAACCACCUCUAACAGAUUUACAGAAAAGUGAAGAGCUAAUCAAAAAGGAAAUGAUCACAAUGCUUCAUUAUGACCUUCUCCAUCACCCUUAUGAACCAUCUGGAAAUAAAAAAGGAAAAACUGUAGGAUUUGGUACCAAUAAUGCAGAGCACAUUGCCUAUCUGGAACAUAACCCUUAUGAAAAGUUCUCCAAAGAAGAGUUGAAAAAGGCUCAGGACGUUCUGGUACAGGAGAUGGAAGUGGUAAAACAAGGUAUGAGCCAUGGAGAACUCUCAAGUGAAGCUUAUAACCAAGUGUGGGAAGAAUGCUACAGUCAAGUUUUGUAUCUUCCUGGGCAGAGCCGCUACACACGGGCCAACCUAGCUAGCAAGAAGGACAGAAUUGAGUCACUGGAAAAGAGGCUUGAGAUAAACAGAGGUCACAUGACAACAGAAGCCAAGAGAGCUGCAAAGAUGGAAAAGAAGAUGAAAAUUUUGCUUGGGGGUUACCAGUCUCGUGCAAUGGGGCUCAUGAAACAGUUGAAUGACUUAUGGGACCAAAUUGAGCAGGCUUACUUGGAGUUACGCACUUUUGAAGAACUCAAGAAACAUGAAGAUUCUGCUAUUCCCCGGAGGCUAGAGUGUCUAAAGGAAGAUGUUCAACGACAACAAGAAAGAGAAAAGGAACUUCAGCAUAGAUACGCUGAUUUGCUGCUGGAGAAAGAGACUUUAAAGGCCAAAUUCUGAAGGAUAGUUUAUAUUCCGUCACAAGAUGAAUUAAUUGCUGGUGUUCAUACCCUGCAAGGCUGAAACUGAUGUUUAUCUUUGACAAAUUUGCCCAUGAUAUGUGGUUUUUCAGUUGUUUAUUUUAAAUGAUAUUGAUCUUACACAUUUAUGAAUAAAGACUUUAACUCCACAAGACAUUUUAGGGUUAAAUUAUUAAGAUGAUCAUUCUUUUAGCAGUGUCAUAUUUGCAAUUUUUUUCCCCAGUUUUGGCCUUUAAUUUUAAAAGCCUGAUUUUAAAGUGCUGCCUGUGAGUAAACUCUUGAAUAAAAACAAAAUAUAAAAAAUUGAGAA
Camelus dromedarius (Arabian camel) is the source of this 2872-nucleotide messenger RNA. It is a transcript of the gene CDC5L, whose product is annotated as cell division cycle 5 like. The record is from RefSeq and is a predicted model, not a curated record. The coding region runs from base 134 to 2542 and encodes 802 amino acids. Gene Ontology annotation, biological process: regulation of transcription by RNA polymerase II; mRNA splicing, via spliceosome. NCBI's taxonomy places the organism in Eukaryota, Metazoa, Chordata, Mammalia, Artiodactyla, Camelidae. Gene Ontology annotation, molecular function: RNA polymerase II transcription regulatory region sequence-specific DNA binding; DNA-binding transcription factor activity, RNA polymerase II-specific. The transcript is spliced from 16 exons. Gene Ontology annotation, cellular component: spliceosomal complex; Prp19 complex.